UGGCUCUGUCCAUGGUGCUGAAGCCGCUCCCCAGGAAUGGUGGAGACUCUGAGCAUCGCGGUGAUUGGGGCUCCGGGUGUGGGCAAGACCUCCAUCAUCAGACAGUUCAUCUUCCACGACUUCUGCGAGAUGUACACGCCCACGCGGAGCCGCUACGUGUACCGGCCUGCAGUCAUCCUCAAUGGGAGCAUGUACGAGCUCAAGGUGCUGGAUGUGCCCCCCAUCACUGCCUUCCCCGCUAGCUCUAGCCAGGAGUGGUUGGAUCUGCGUUGUCGGGGAGUCCGCAACGCCAAUGCCUACAUCCUGGUUUAUGACAUCUGCUGUGUGGAAAGCUUCGAGUAUGUCAAGAUGAUCCGCCAGCAGAUCGUGGAUAACAGGGAGGGCAGCAGCAGUGAGGUGCCCAUCCUAGUGGUGGGGAACAAGCGUGACCUGCAGCGUCAGCGCUUCAUGCCCCGUCGUGCCGUCUCUGUCCUGGUCAAGAAGACGUGGAAGUGCGGCUACGUGGAGUGCUCGGCUAAGUUCAACUGGCACGUGGUCCUGCUCUUCAAGGAGCUGCUGGGCAUUGCUGUGGCCCGGGGCGUGCGACAGAACCACACCUCGAUUAGACUGCAGGGAGCUCUGCAGAGAAACCGCUGCACUAUUAUGUGACCCCAAGAGGCACCCGUACAACCUCUGACCUCAGGCACCAAGGAGACAAGACUGUGCACUGCAAAAUGUGAAGUUUGCCCGAUGAUAAAAAUGACUUGGGUUCGGGAUGCUGUUUUUGAGUAGGUGUUUUAUUUUUUAGAUUAUUUUGGCCUAUAGGAUCCAUUGCAUGAGAUGUAUUUGUGAAAUGGGGGUGAAGAGUGGGAAGAGACAUUCACCAAAUGUUUCAGAAGAUAGAACUCCCUAAAUCCUCAAAUUAGCUUUAUGUGAACAAAAUAGUUCAAUGGAAUGGCAAUUUACAUUGAAAAAGGAAAUGUUGACCCUAUGACACCUUUUUGUAAUACAUUUUUUAUGCUGACAAUAAUCAUUUAAAUUUGAAUAUGAUCUACCUAAUACAUAUUUUAUAUUUAACAUGAAAUAUUGUUUAUCAAAAAAGAUUAGAUAAUUUGCCUGAGAUCCAUAAUCCAUAGUCCAAUACUCCACAAAGAUGUGAGUCUGGGCACCUGUCUGAGCUUCCCCAUUUUCAGAUAGGCAUGAUUCACAAUUGGAUUAGCCAUUCAAGGACACAUAUGGUCCAUCUGUACC
This is a messenger RNA of Periophthalmus magnuspinnatus, 1230 nucleotides long. RefSeq names its product RAS-like, family 10, member A (gene rasl10a). Lineage: Eukaryota; Metazoa; Chordata; Actinopteri; Gobiiformes; Gobiidae. Bases 37 to 648 code for a protein of 203 amino acids. The transcript has 3 exons. The record is from RefSeq and is a predicted model, not a curated record. Gene Ontology annotation, molecular function: GTPase activity; GTP binding.